Messenger RNA from Micromonas commoda, 1261 nucleotides. RefSeq lists its product with no specific name. The coding region runs from base 11 to 1183 and encodes 390 amino acids. The transcript has 3 exons. Gene Ontology annotation, cellular component: mitochondrion. NCBI's taxonomy places the organism in Eukaryota, Viridiplantae, Chlorophyta, Mamiellophyceae, Mamiellales, Mamiellaceae. Gene Ontology annotation, molecular function: protein-containing complex binding. The record is from RefSeq and is a predicted model, not a curated record.
GCGCGGAGAUAUGCUGUCGUCGACGAGGCAGCUUCAGCGGGCGGUGCCCCGCGGGUUCCCCGCCGUCGCGGUGGAGACCCUGAGGGAAACCCUGGCCUCGCAGCAGGUCUUCUCUCGAGAUGCGUCUUCCCUCCCGGUGACGUACACGGGCCGCGGAACCGGCGGCAGGUCCUCCAUCAGCGGUAUCACGUCGACGGUUUUCGGCAGCUCGGGCUUCCUCGGCCGGUACGUGGUGAACCACAUCGGCAAGAGCGGGAGCAAGAUGAUCCUGCCCAACCGGUGCAACGAGAACGCGCGCCAGCACCUCAAGGUGAUGGGCGACCUCGGCCAGAUCGUGCACCUGGAUUUUUCCAUCCGCGACGCCGACGCCAUCAAGUACGCGGUGGAGCGAUCCAACGUGGUGGUGAACAUGGUCGGAAGGGAGUGGGAGACGCGGAACUUUUCCUUCGAGGACGUCCACGUCGAGUUCCCAGCCAAGCUGGCCGAGAUCUGCAAGGAGGUUGGGGUGGAGAGGCUGGUGCACGUCUCCGCGCUGGGAGCCUCGCACACCAACCCGUCCAAGUACUACCAGACCAAGGCGGCCGGCGACGACGCGGUGCGCGCCGCGUUCCCGAACGCCACCAUCGUCAAGCCCGCCAAGUUGAUCGGAACCGAGGACCGGCUGCUCAACGUCUUUGCCGAGCACACGUGCAAGUUCCCGCUGGCGCCUCUGGUGGACGACGGCGAGAGCAAGCACCAGCCGGUGUACGUCGACGACGUGGCGUUGGCCAUCCAAGCGAUCGUGGAGGACGAGGAGACCGCGGGGCAGACGUUCGAGCUGGCGGGUGACAAGGUGUACACGAUGGAGGACAUGCUCAGAUUUGUGCAGAAGACCAUUCGGACGCCGGGGUACCCGAAGAUUCUGUACGUGCCCUCCUUCAUCCUCAGGGCGUUGGGGGCGCCGCACGAGUUCCUCCUCAGGAAGGUCCCGUUCCCUUUGCCCACCCCCACCGGCCUGACCAAGUCUUACAUCGACGCGCAGUCGGUGAACUACCUCAAGAACCCGCGUGUGCCGGGUUUCGAGCAGCUGGGCAUCAAACCCGCCAAGCUGGAGGGCGUGGUGAUCGACUACCUCCGAGCGUUCAGGUUCGGGGGGUACGACGCGGGAGACGUCGCGGGACACCUGCAGCGGCAGAAGUCGUGAUCGAGCGCGUGAUGGAGCGCGUUCCUGUGUUACUGUAACUACCACCUUCUUAUACAAUCCAACGUUGAAUUUUUACCU